ACAACAUCCGGCAGUGUUUCGUUCGUUCCUGAUAUCAAGAUAGGUCUGCCUGGUGGAGCCGGAAGACCUAUACCAAAUUUCUUUAGUCUUUCUUCCUACAUUUUCAUCAAAAUUUAUUAACUAUUUCGUCAUAAUUAUACAUUUGUUAAUAGUCCUUUUAUUUAAAAGCAGAAAAAGAUAAGCGGUAUAAUACUAAGAAAUAUAUUCUUGUUAGACUUGUGUAUGUAUAUAGAGCAGAUGAUUUUCAACAUCGGUACGUAAGUACCGUUCCCAAAAUAAAAUGCGUCGCGUUUGGCAGUACAGUGGAGUACUGAACCGGCGCACCAUCCGUAGAUUGAAUAAGGAGUAGAAAAAAUGCGGUUCCAGAGAGACAGGAAGAUGAAAGGAAGGGAAGAGCCGUGCAUAAAGAGGAAGGGGAACACACGGUUAAUCGGUGCCAAAGUACCGUUGUAUCUGAAAGGACCAGAGAUGGCUUUCGGUUUUCCAGCAGCCUCCGUCCCAGCUGCAGCUUCGCGCUGCAUCUAUCGUACGCACGACAGACUCGACUCAACGAGAUACGACAGUUUGCUUGUCACUCACGUGGACAUAAAGGUAUAACGUCUGGAGUUGAAGCAGCUGUUCGCCGAUACUCUACAUUUCUGUGAUGCAUUCGUAAUAUAUAUUUUUGUCACGUAUUACGCCUAUAUAACGUUUUCUUGCAAUACCUUUUGAGUGUUGUCAAAAUUCCCGAUGCGGUUCAGCGUGGAGAUCAUUAUAUUAAAUCGUUAUAGAAAUGCCUAUGAAAAACUUGAAGGCAACAGAUAUUCUGGAGGAUCUAGAGUCGAAGCUCGCGUAUGUCCCAGGUGGUCGUGAUCAGGACGGACGACCUUUAAUAGUAAUUAGUGUUCCACCGGAAAUUGAUUCAACAACAAAGUUAAAAUUAGAAACCCUCAUUUUAUAUUUUAUAUCAAUUUUCAGUGAGGAGACAAAGGAAAAUGGAUUGGCUCUCGUUGUAGACGCGCGUCGUAGUGCAUGGCGCGUAACUAGAUCUUGUAUUAGGCUCUCUACGAAUCUUAUAGGAUCUAAAGUCAUUUCCGUAAUUGUAAUACGACCUGAUGGUUUUUGGGAUAAACGCGUCGAUAGCUGUACCAAGUCACACAAAGAAGGCGAACCAAUAUACGUUACUCUAACGAGGUUGCAUAUUUACAUUGACUUUUCUCAAUUGCCAUACGAGUUAGCAGGUAACAAGGCAUACAAUCACAUCGAAUGGAUAAAAACACGUAUGAAAAUCGAAGAUUAUUCGAGUGAUGCAUUAGAACUUAUAUCGAAGAUGACAAAUUUACAUAAAAAAUUGGACACUCUUGAUGGUAUUCGUAUAAUGCAAUCGAAUGAUGUGGAAUCUUAUUGGGAGAUGGGCACAGAAUUGUUAUCAACAGCACGUCAUAUACUUCAAUCAGGUAGGAAUUUAAUAAGUUGUAUGAGUAGAGAGUCCUCCAAGGAUAUUUUGGAUACCGUUAAAGAAAUUCACAAGUUACUCGAUUCUAUCGAAUUAAAGCAGAUGGAUAUUGAAAAUUCGUGGACAGAAAUGGAACGAAAUCUAGAUACUGCCAGAGUAAUCCAAGAUCUUGAACACGGUGUAUCGAGUGUUACUGACUGGAUCUUGGGUCCAGCAGACACAAUGCUGAACUCUUGUUGUCAAGUUGGCUUUGAUGUUUCUUCAUCUGAGGAACUUCGAAGGCAGCACGAAAAAAUUGAGCUUCAAUGUCGGGAGACUUAUGGACGAUAUGCAGAGCUACUCCAUAAAAUCGAUAGCUUACCUAGAAAUAGACUACCAGAAGAUUUAAAAUCUCAGAGAGAUUUCAUGGACUUUGUUUGUCGUAGCUUUGCCUCACGACUCGAACGACGUAGAAAUGUAUUAAUUACUUCACAAAGAUUCUUUAGACUUGUUUCUGAGUACUUCGAUAGGACUAGUGAAGUGUUUGAGCAGUUAAUUAUGGGCAACAGGAAUUACAACUUUUCUCAAGCGAGCAUUAAGCUGUUAACUUUGGAAAAGAGUCAAACAGUUUUAGAUAGUUUAGAACGCGAGCUUGUAAAAGAAGGCGAAAAAUUAUCGGACAUUCUCUCUAUGCCAGUGAAGGAUGCGCUUGGUCGAGAAGUUUGUGUAAAUUAUGAUGAAGAUAUCAUCAAUGUAAAAGAUAUACUAGAUGCAACAAAUGCCAGAAAGAAUAUAUUUAACGAUAGCGUGGAAUUACAAAAGCUGUCGUUGAAACAGAUAGCUUUGAUAUACAUGUAUGAGAGCGAUGCCGAACAAGCUGUUAAGUGGUUAAAUGAUCUAUUCAAUGUUUUACUUCGGAAUCACAUGGAAGUCGGAUGUAAUGUAAAAGAAAUACAGUCGCAAAAAGAGGAGCACCAAUCUUUCCAGGAAACUGCAAAAGGAACUUACGAGUAUGGCGGUCAACUGGUGAAUGGGGCGCGUGUACUGAGAUUAUCUUGCAGAAUAUCUUUAGAAAGCAAUGCUAAUCUCUUUUCGAAAUUACGACAGGCUUGGCGACAGUUUCGAUCUGUUAGUCAGGAACAAUUAACCAGGCUGCGAGUAUGCGCUGUUUUUCACAGAAACGUCGAAGAUCAUUGUACGGGAUUACAAAAUUUGGUGGAAACAGUGACUACUCUGUAUCAUUCUGCGCAAGAUGAAGAUGUAUUAGCAAAAGCACGCGUCAAAGAAAGCAUAAGAGAUAUUCUUGAUAAUCGAGAGAAACUUUUAUUGGAAGUUGGUCGGAUGGUAAGAUUGGGUCGCCUCCUCAAGACAAGGUUGAAGGAACCUCUUUAUUGCCAACCAAUGUCUGAAGCUGAAGAUGCUUCAAUCCUCGGUGGUAACUUGACAGCUGUCGAAGCUAUCUCGGCGAAAUUAGUGGAAGUUACACGUCUCGCGGAAAAACUGGAUGCGAGACUAUGUGAAGCUGGAGCUAGAACUCGACCAAUGUCUAUUCCUACCGUUGUGACGUCCUCUGCUUCGUCCUUGCUCUCGAUAUCUGCCAUGCCACCAUUAAGCACGCCCAUGCAUACAGCUUCUAACGUGACUGCAUUGAUAUCUGGUACGACAGCUUCAGCCGUAUCUGCAAUUCCUCAAAUGCAUCCAAUAACGUCGGAAGCUGUGACUACAAGAAUCAAAGCUGAUGCAAUUAAAUCUAUUACUUCUACGGCAGAAAAAUUUGAUGACAAUUCAUUUCAUAUCUGCCCGCAUUCUACGGAAGAUGUCGAAAUAUCGAAUAAAGAUUUUAAUACUGAGGAACUGAUCGAACAUUCUCGUAGCGAAAGUGCAACAGGAGAAUACAAUGUGGAGGGUUAUACAACAGCGACUGAAUGUUCAACAACUCCACCUCCGCGUUCGAGAAGCGAAUCUUUUGUAACAUCGCCGGAAUGCGAAGAUCUUUCUAUCAACGCACCCAUCGUGGCAUGCUCUGGUUCCACUUGGUUGGCCCUGGAAAAGCCUAAAUUAACAAAUACGAUUGCACCCCUUACUUCUACUUCAAACGAUGAAAACAAAAAAAUUAUUGUUGAAGCGACAUCAAAUAUUUCCACCAACGGAAUAAAACCAACGACACGAAUCGAAACAAUGGACAAAAUGACAAAUCCAAGAUUGACCCUUGCGAAGGCUUUAUCACGGAAUUUCAUACGCAUAUGAGAUAAUGAAAAAUUAAACAGAAUUGUAAAAGAAGUCACUGAAACAACCGUUUUGCGUGUAUCGCAUGAUAUCCGAUUAGGCGUAGCCUCU
Molecule: messenger RNA, 3751 nt
Organism: Vollenhovia emeryi
Lineage: Eukaryota; Metazoa; Arthropoda; Insecta; Hymenoptera; Formicidae
Product: SEC14 domain and spectrin repeat-containing protein 1-B
Exons: 20
Coding region: 773-3661 (962 amino acids)
Source: RefSeq, a predicted model, not a curated record